GAAAGGAAGAACAAGUAUGGGUAAAGGGAAACAGAGAAUCGAAAUAAAGAAAAUCACAAAAGAAUCUGCAAGAAUGGUGGCAUUUUCGAAGAGACGCAAAGGACUUUUCAAGAAAGCUGUGCAACUUGAAUCCAAGACUGGUGCUAAAGUUGCCAUUCUUGUUUUCUCUUCCUCAGGAAAACCCUACACUUGUGGGGACGUUGAAACGCUUUGUGAGUCGAAUAGUAGUUUGGAUUCAUUCAAUCUUGAAACGCAUUCUGAGUCGAAUGGUAUUUGGGAUUCAUUCAAUCUUCAAACGCAUUGUGAGUCGAAUGGUAUUUUGGAUUCAUUCAAUCUUGAAACGCAUUGUGAGUCGAAUGGUAUUUGGGAUUCAUUCAAUCUUGAAAGGCCUUGUUCAUCUUCUGGGCAGAAUGGUAUGUGGGAUUCAUUCAAUCUUGAAAGGCCUUGUUCAUCCUCUGGGCAGAAUGGUCUGUGGGACUCAUUCAAUCUUGAAAGGCCUUGUUCAUCCUCUGGGAAGAAUGGUAUGUGGGACUCAUUCAAUCUUGAAAGGCCUUGUUCAUCCUCUGGGCAGAAUGGUAUGUGGGAUUCAUUCAAUCUUGAAAGGCCUUGUUCAUCCUCUGGGCAUAAUGGUAUGUGCGAUUCAUACAAUCUUGAAAGGCAUUGUUCAUCCUCCGAAAUCCCAUCUGGGUCGAAUGGUAUUUGGGAUUCAUUCAAUAUUGAAAAGCAUUGUUCAUCCUCUGAGUCGAGUGGUAUGUGUGAUUCAUUCAAUGUUGAAGCAUGUCAUAACGUGAAUGAACUCUUGCUGUUGAAGGCACACUUGGAAAGGACCAGAGAAAAGCUGCUGGAGUCUCAGUUUCUUGACUCUCUCUGGUCAUGAUCAAAAAAUUUUAUUUUUUCUUUAAUUACUUCCAUGGCUGUGAAUUAUUAGUUAGACUUUUUGUGAGAAAUUUUUAUAAAAUAUAUUCAGUUGGUGCAGAUUUU
Solanum stenotomum is the source of this 981-nucleotide messenger RNA. RefSeq lists its product as uncharacterized. Gene Ontology annotation, biological process: regulation of transcription by RNA polymerase II. The record is from RefSeq and is a predicted model, not a curated record. The coding region runs from base 17 to 877 and encodes 286 amino acids. The transcript has a single exon. Gene Ontology annotation, molecular function: protein dimerization activity; DNA-binding transcription factor activity, RNA polymerase II-specific; RNA polymerase II cis-regulatory region sequence-specific DNA binding. NCBI's taxonomy places the organism in Eukaryota, Viridiplantae, Streptophyta, Magnoliopsida, Solanales, Solanaceae.